CAGCCUCAACCCCGCCCCCCGACCCCAAGCCGCUCUGGGCCGAGGAGAGUAGCUGCCAUCGCGCCUUUAAAGGAGAAACUUGCCACUAGCCCCUCGGGACGCGAACACCCAGGACGGUGCCCCGCUUGGGGUCUCUGGGGAGGCCGGACCGGGACGCGGGACCUGGGGCGCGGCAGGCUGCGCUCUCCCGGCCGGUGACGCAGAGCGCGCCGCGGGCGACACGGACAGUGCGGGGCGAGUGACGCGGGGACGCUGCCCUCUCCGAGCAGGUGCGCGCGCCGGGCCGGAUGGACAUCACCAGGGCCGGCGACGAGCAGCCCUUGAGGUGCCUUCCGGACACACAGCCUCGCAGGCUGGAGGAAACGCUGUUCUGAGGGAGGCAGGAGCCGGCAGGAGCCGGUGGGAGCCGGAGAGGAGGCAGCCCUCACUAUGGAGCCCUCACCCCCGAGAAAAGAUGGCUCCGAGCUGGAGGAGGGCCUCGGGGUACAGCCCAGGAGGGUCGUGGACCUGGACAUGGUCUCCAAUCUCCGACGAAGCAACAGCAGGAUGGGGAAGUCACAGUAUCUAUAUGGCAACUGUGGAAAGCAAGAACAUCUUAGUUCGUGGAUUCCUGAAAACAUCAUGAAGAAAGAGUGCGUGUACUUUGUGGAAAGCCCCAAACUGUCUGAUGCCGGGAAAGUGGUGUGCGAAUGUGGCUACAUGCAAAAGCAGCACGUGGAGGAGGCCACCAGGCCCCAUGCCUUCCAGGGCAACCAGUGGGACCCAAAAAAACACGUCCAGGAGAUGCCAACUGAUGCCUUUGGUGAUAUUGUCUUCACAGGCCUGGGCCAGAAGAUGGGAAAGUAUGUGCGCCUGUCCCAGGACACACCUCCCAGCGUGAUCUACCGCCUCAUGACCCAGCACUGGGGCCUGGACGUCCCCAGCCUCCUCAUCUCCGUGACAGGCGGGGCCAAGGACUUCAUCAUGAAGCCCAGGCUGAGGAGCAUCUUCCGCAGGGGCCUGGUCAAGGUGGCCCAGACCACAGGGGCCUGGAUUAUCACUGGGGGCUCCCACACCGGCGUGAUGAAGCAGGUGGGUGAGGCAGUGCGGGACUUCAGCCUGAGCAGCAGCUACAACAAGGGAGAAAUCAUCACCAUUGGAGUUGCCACGUGGGGCACGGUACACAACCGGGACAGCCUGAUCCACCCCGCGGGCAGCUUCCCUGCAGAGUACAUGGUGGAUGAGGAUGGCCAAGGACACCUGACCUGCCUGGACAGCAACCACUCCCACUUCAUCCUCGUGGACAACGGGACUCACGGCCGCUAUGGGGUCGAGAUCCCCCUGAGGUCAAGGCUGGAGAAGUUCAUAUCAGAGCAGACAAAGGAGAGGGGAGGUGUGGCCAUCAAGAUCCCCAUUGUCUGUGUGGUGCUGGAGGGGGGCCCUGGCACACUGCACACCAUCUACAACGCCAUUGCCCACGGCACCCCCUGCGUGAUCGUGGAGGGCUCAGGCCGCGUGGCCGACGUCCUUGCCCAGGUGGCCAGCCUGCCCAUCUCCGAGAUCACCAUCUCCCUGAUACAGCAGAAGCUGAGCGAGUUCUUCCAGGAGAUGUUUGAGACCUUCACCGAAAGGCGGGUCGUGGAGUGGACCAAGAAGAUCCAGGACAUUGUCCGGAAGCAGCAGCUGCUGACCAUCUUCCGGGAGGGCAAGGAUGGCCAACAGGACGUGGAUGUUGCCAUCCUGCAGGCCCUGCUGAAAGCCUCUCGGAGCCAAGACCACUUUGGCCACGAGACCUGGGACCACCAGCUGAAGUUAGCAGUGGCGUGGAACCGCGUGGACAUUGCCCGGAGCGAGAUUUUCACUGAUGAGCGGCAGUGGAAGCCUUCAGAUCUGCACCCCAUGAUGACGGCCGCCCUCAUCUCCAACAAGCCUGAGUUCGUGAAGCUCUUCCUGGAGAAUGGGGUGCUGCUGAAGGAGUUCGCCGCGUGGGACACCCUGCUCUACCUGUAUGGGAACCUGGACCCCGCCUGCCUGUUUCACAGCAAACUGCAGAAGGUGCUGGCUGAGGAGCCUGCCAUCCAUCACCUGCAGAUGCACCAUGUGGCCCAGGUGCUGCGGGAGCUCCUCGGGGACUUCACACAGCCACUAUACCGCAUGCCCCGCAUGGGUGACCGGCCGCGGCCCCUGCUGCCAGUGCCUCCUAUCAAGCUCAACGUACAGGGAGCGAGCCUCCAGUCCCUCUACAAGCACUCGUCAGGCCGUGAUGCCUUCACCACGGACCCAGUGCGCGAUCUUCUCAUUUGGGCCAUUGUCCAGAACCGCCGGGAGCUGGCAGAAAUCAUCUGGGCUCAGAGCCAGGACUGCAUUACGGCCGCCCUGGCCUGCAGCAAGAUCCUGAAGGAGCUGUCCAGGGAGGAGCAGGACACAGACAGCCUGGAGGACAUGCUGGCACUCACAGCCGCGUUCGAAAACAGAGCUGUUGGGGUCUUUACUGAGUGUUACCGGAAGGAUGAGGAGAGAGCCCAGAAGCUGCUUGUCCGCGUGUCGGAGGCCUGGGGGAAGACCACCUGCCUGCAGCUGGCCCUGGAGGCCAAGGACAUGAAGUUUGUGUCUCACGGGGGCGUCCAGGCUUUCCUGACCAGGGUGUGGUGGGGCCAGCUCAGCGUGGACAAUGGGCUCUGGCAGGUGUUCCUGUGCAUGCUGGUCUUCCCGCUGCUCUACACUGGCCUCAUCUCGUUCAGGGAGAGGAGGCUGAGGGCUGGCAGGGGCCUGGCCCACAUCCGCGCCUUCUUCAGCGCGCCCGUGGUUGUCUUCCACCUAAACGUCCUGUCCUACACCGCCUUCCUCUGCCUCUUCGCCUAUGUGCUCAUGGUGGACUUCCAGCCCACGCCCUCCGGCUGCGAGCACCUCCUCUACCUCUGGCUCAUCUCCCUGGUGUGCGAGGAGUCGCGGCAGCUCUUCUACAACCCUGAUGGGUGCGGGCUGGUGAAGAUGGCGCUCCGGUACUUCAGUGACUUCUGGAAUAAGCUGGACAUUGGUGCCAUCUUGCUCUUCAUAGUGGGACUGGCCUGCAGGCUCACACCAGCGCUGCUGUAUCCCGGGCGCAUCGUCCUGUCUCUGGAUUUCAUCAUGUUCUGCCUCCGGCUGAUGCACAUUUUCACCAUCAGUAAGACGCUGGGGCCCAAGAUAAUCAUCGUGAAGCGGAUGAUGAAGGACGUCUUCUUUUUCCUCUUCCUGUUGGCGGUGUGGGUGGUGUCUUUUGGGGUGGCCAAGCAGGCCAUCCUCAUCCACAACGAGAGCCGGGCGGAGUGGAUCUUCCGGGGUGUCAUCUACCACUCGUACCUCACCAUCUUUGGGCAGAUCCCAGCCUACAUUGACGGCGUGAACUUCAGCCUGGACCAGUGCAGCCCCAAUGGCACAGACCCCUACAAGCCCAAGUGCCCCGAGAGCGACACCAGGCGGCUCGAGCCCGUGUUCCCCGAGUGGCUGACAGUCACCUUGCUCUGCCUCUACCUGCUCUUCACCAACAUCCUGCUGCUCAACCUCCUCAUUGCCAUGUUCAACUACACGUUCCAGCAGGUCCAGGAGCACACAGAUCAGAUCUGGAAGUUCCAGCGCCACGGCCUGAUAGAGGAGUACCACGGCCGGCCCCCAUUGCCGCCGCCCCUCAUCCUCCUCAGCCACCUGCACCUCUUCAUCAAGAGGGUCAUCCUGAAGAGGCCUGCCAGCCAACACCAGCAGCUCAAGAAUAAGCUGGAGAAGAACGAGGAAGCAGCCCUGCUGUCCUGGGAGGCCUACCUGAAGGAGAACUUCCUGCAGGGCCAGCAGAGGCAGAGGGAGGAGCAGAAGGUCCAGGACCUCGGCAGCAGGGUUGACACCAUGGUGGACCUGCUGGAAAUGGAGCGUCUGAAGCUGUUGGGCACCUUGGAGCAGAGACUGGCCUCCCUGGAGGAGCAGGUGGGUUCAGGGCCGGGGCUUCUGUUUCUGGGCCGUGGAUCCCAAACAUUCUGCUGGACGCUUUGCUACCUGGGCUCUGUCACGUGGCACUGCGAGGUGUCAGUCUCCUGGGCUGGGCCAGGGGAGCACCUCCACCCUCCCUCGGCCUGCACGCGGCUACACUCUGGCAGCCCCACUGUGGGGAAGGACCGUAGAGGAUGCCCCUGCCUGUGCGCCAGGUGCCUGAGCCCCUGCUCUGCCCAUGACUCCGUGUGGCUGUCCCCAGCACCCCAGAAAGCCUCAGAGGGGCAGGACCCUGUGCUGGACAGCAGGCAGAAGGCCAAGGACCCGGGUGACCCCCACCACGUGCAUUCCCGGCACCUCUUGUACCCCAACGCCCCGGUCACACGUUUCCCGGUGCCCAACGAGAAGGUGCCCUGGGAGACGGAGUUCCUCAUUUAUGAGCCUCUCUUCUACUCGGCUGAGUGGACGGACAAGGGCCCGGUGGACCCCAUGGGGGGCACCCUGGAACCUCUGUCUGGGAUCAGCUUCAACGCCAUGGACGGGUCCGUUGAUCGCCGGAGCUUCCAUGGGGCCUACGUGGUGCAGGACGGGCUCCCUCUGAACCCAAUGGGCCGCACAGGACUUCGUGGGCGUGGGCACCUCUGCUGCUUCGGCCCCAACCACACGCUGCAGCCUGUGGUCACCCGCUGGAGGCGGAACCAGGAUGGAGCCAUCUGCCGGAAAAGAGUAAAGAAAAUGCUGGAAGUGUUGGUGGUGAAGCAAGCCCUGUCAGAGCACUGGGCCUUGCCAGGGGGCUCCCAGGAGCCAGGGGAGACACUGCCCCGGACACUGAAGCAGGUCCUGGGGAGAGAAUGUUGGCCUUGCUUCCGGAACUUGCUGGCACAGGGCAUGGAGGUAUACAAAGGAUACGUGGAUGACCCAAGGAACACAGACAAUGCCUGGAUCGAGACAGUGGCCAUAAGCAUCCACUUCCCCAACCAGAGUGACGUGGAGCUGAAGAGGCUGAACUGUCACCUGCAUGCCUGUGACCCAGAGACGGCCAUCCGAUGGCAGGCCGUGGACAAGUGCAUCCCACUGCAUCCCAGCCACAAGGCCAUCCUCCAGAAGGUGGCCGCUCUCUACGGGGCUUUCUACUGACCUGUGGGCUCAGGCCAGGCCCUCUGCCCAGAGCAGGCGAGCUGGUCCUUCCACAGGGACUUGAGCUGCACGGGCUGCAGGCUGAUGCCAGCUGCCUGGGGCACAUGCAGCCUGGACGUGGACAGGCAAGGGGCCGCUGCCAGGGCACUGGGGAUGUGGUUUGGGGAUCUGUGCCCCUCUCUGUCAGCCCAAGUUGCCUGUUAAAGAAGCUUGUGAAUUGGAGUGCAUCAGGGCCCCUGUGAGGACAGCCAAGGCAGGGGACAUUCUGGCUGCAGCCACGCGGCAGGUCCCCAGGGCUGAGGGGAACACCAGGACCCCAGCAGACAUCACUGCCCACCACCCUCCAGAGCCAGCUGGCAGCAGCUAUGGGGCUGGGCGGGGCUGAUUCCCGCCUGGUGGGUGGUCACU
Manis javanica (Malayan pangolin) is the source of this 5484-nucleotide messenger RNA. The record is from RefSeq and is a predicted model, not a curated record. NCBI's taxonomy places the organism in Eukaryota, Metazoa, Chordata, Mammalia, Pholidota, Manidae.